Juglans regia (Persian walnut) is the source of this 996-nucleotide messenger RNA. RefSeq lists its product as uncharacterized. The coding region runs from base 84 to 743 and encodes 219 amino acids. The transcript is spliced from 6 exons. The record is from RefSeq and is a predicted model, not a curated record. Gene Ontology annotation, cellular component: extrinsic component of endoplasmic reticulum membrane. Gene Ontology annotation, biological process: vacuolar proton-transporting V-type ATPase complex assembly. Lineage: Eukaryota; Viridiplantae; Streptophyta; Magnoliopsida; Fagales; Juglandaceae.
GGAGCGGACGGACCAUCAGGGAAAGGGUGGGGAGGGAGAAGGUGGUGUUUUAGUCGUGUUGUAGAGCUGAAUCUGUGUUUUCGAUGGAAGAACAAGACCAAAUGCAGAGCUCCAUAGAAGUAGAAGAAGUAGAAGAACAACAACGAGAAGGAAAACGUUUGGAGGAAGAGAAUGUAGUGCGAUUUCUUGAUUCGUUGGAUAGUUACGUAACCCUGUUAGAUUCAUUGUCCUCGACACUCCGUCAGGGAUGGCUGGAAUUGGCCAGUGCUCGACAAUCCAUGGGUGCGUCACGAAUCAAUGGUGCUUUGUUGGACCUGAAAUCCCACUCUGCUGCUACAUCGUUGCAAGUAACUCAUCAUGAUGAUGAAAUUUUGAACCAACCACAUUUUACAUUGUGCAAAUGGGCAUCCUCUAAAAAUGGAUAUGGAGACGAAAAGCUCAGGGAGAACAAAUUGCAGACGAACUCUGAUGGUCCACAGCUUAGACACCGAUCCCAGUUUGCUGGAACUCCAGAGAAAAUUCCAGAAACAAAGGGAGCCCCUCUUAUAGUCGAUGAUCAAGUUCAAAAGGAGCGAACUAAAUCACUAUCAAUGUUUGGGACUUUGGUUUCCCCAAAGCUUCGAGCUGCUCAACUUUCAUUUGAGACAGCUCUGGAGACACUUGUAGAAAUAGCAAAUGUGCGUUUGACAAUGCUUUCCACUUCUGACCAAGUCCGUAAAGAACUGGAAGGCACCGAGGGAUGACAAGAGAAGGUCUAUAAAACCCUAUUUGCUUAGAUGCAUCACUCCGGCAUGGUCUCUCUCACAACUCAACCAGGCAAUAUACUUUUAACAAAAUAGCAGCAGUGUCAGAGUGGGUCUAAUGUAACAAUGAUACCAUGAUGAUUAUGCUUGCUUUUAAUCUUUGCAUCCAGCUUUUGAAUUCAGAAAUGGAAAAUAAAAAAUCUAGUACCAAUAGGUUCUGUAUUACCUAAAGGUUUUCAUUUGAUCAUGCUUA